Spodoptera frugiperda (fall armyworm) is the source of this 1495-nucleotide messenger RNA. RefSeq names its product tRNA-dihydrouridine(20a/20b) synthase [NAD(P)+]-like (gene Dus4). The transcript is spliced from 2 exons. Gene Ontology annotation, biological process: tRNA processing. NCBI's taxonomy places the organism in Eukaryota, Metazoa, Arthropoda, Insecta, Lepidoptera, Noctuidae. Gene Ontology annotation, molecular function: tRNA dihydrouridine synthase activity; flavin adenine dinucleotide binding. The coding region runs from base 232 to 1407 and encodes 391 amino acids. The record is from RefSeq and is a predicted model, not a curated record.
GUCUUCAUCAUAAUGAUGCCCAUUGGGUUUUUAUUAGCAGCUUUAUGAUCCACUUACGCCUGUUAAAUUAAUUUUUCGAACGAUCAUAAUAAUGUCAGCUUUGACAUUUGUCAAAUCACACACAGUGUCUAUUUUCAAAUUUUAAGGUUAUCCUUGUGUUUAUUUAAAAAGAAAAAUAUUUAUUUUUGAAUAAUUCUCUAUUCUUGAAGUUUUGCGCUGCAAUACAAUAAGAUGAAGAAUAAAACAAAUAUCGUGGAUUUGUUUAGCGAGGCCAAAACGAAUGAUACUUAUUUAAAAGUUUGUGCACCUAUGGUCAGAUACAGUAAAGUACAAUUCAGAACACUUGUUAAAAACUAUGGAGUAGAUUUGUGCUUCACUCCUAUGAUAUUAGCAGACUCUUUCUGUCAGAACUCUAAAGCUCGUUACAAUGAGUUUGCAACAACAGUUACCGAUACUCCUUUGAUUGUGCAGUUUGCUGCUAAUAACCGAGAUGAUUUUGUGGAUGCAUCCAAACUAGUCUAUGCAUAUUCAGACGGAGUGGAUUUGAAUUGUGGCUGCCCUCAGAAAUGGGCCAUGAAAGAUGGUUAUGGUUGUGCUUUAUUGUCUAAACCAGAGCUCAUACAUGACUUAGUUAAAGGCAUCAAAAACAAUCUGCCUAAUAGCUUCAGUGUGUCUGUGAAGAUAAGGAUAUUGAAAGAAUUAAAUCGCACUAUUGACAUGUGCCAGAAGCUAGAGAAGUGUGGAGUCAGCUUUCUGACUGUUCAUGGGAGGACACCUACUCAGAAAAGUGGUGAUAAAGUGGACACAGUGGCUUUGCGUGAUGUAGUUGAGUCGGUGCAGAUACCAAUAGUUGCUAAUGGUGGUAUCAAGACAUUGGAGGAUGCUGAUGACCUCUACAACAAGGUCAACUGCAGAGGAGUAAUGGCUGCCAGUGGCAUCCUCACAAACCCAGGACUCUUCAGCGGAGCAACAAGGACACCAAUAAGCUGUGUGAAAAUGUGGAAGGACAUGAAAGAUAAAGACAGUGACAAAAUAACUUUCCAGUGUUACCAUCACCAUUUAGUGUUUAUGUUAGAAAAAGUGUUGACUAAACAACAAAAACUAGUGUUCAAUCAUUUAAGUACAUUUGAAAGUGUUGAUGAGUUUUUAAAUGAUCAUUUAAUUAAUUUAGUUGAAGGUGAACUAGAUUUUAAGUAUAAUUUGGAUGAGUUUGUUGAGUGUGAGUUUGCUGAUGAAAUUACUCUGAAGCAUUCCACCAAAUGUAGGGGCUGUGGUAAAAGUUUGUGUUACUGUAUUUGCAAUAAAUAUGACCCUAAUGCAACAGAUGGCAAUUAUUUUGUAUCUUGUAUUAAAGAUAGUGAUUCACUUGACUACAUGGAUUGCAAUAUUUUUGAUGAAACUUGUUAAACAAAGCUAUGUGUUAUAGAAGUAUGAUAUACUUGUAUAUUUUGUUAUUAAGUUUACAUUCAAUAAAACUGUGAUUAUUUUGUGUUAA